This is a messenger RNA of Lodderomyces theae, 1386 nucleotides long. RefSeq lists its product as uncharacterized. The record is from RefSeq and is a predicted model, not a curated record. The transcript has a single exon. Gene Ontology annotation, molecular function: NADPH dehydrogenase activity; FMN binding. NCBI's taxonomy places the organism in Eukaryota, Fungi, Ascomycota, Pichiomycetes, Serinales, Debaryomycetaceae. The coding region runs from base 1 to 1386 and encodes 461 amino acids.
AUGGUGCUAUCAUCGAAACUCAGAGCUUGUCGUGGAAUCUAUUAUGAAUACCGACCGAUGUCAACGCAGCUACAGGACACCAAUUUGUUCAGACCAAUAGUAGUUGGACACAAUGCACAAUUGAAUCAUAGAGUGGUUCAUCUUCCUACAUCCAGAUCAAGAUCGACCAAUGACGGAGAAAAUUUUCCCACCGAUUUGAUGUUGGAGUAUUACGAUUCCAGAAGUAAGGUCAGUGGCUCAUUGAUCAUUUUUGAGUCGUGCUUGGUCUCACCAAGAAGUGGAUUGCUGCCGUACAAGUCUGGAGUAUGGAGUCGCCCACAGUGCAAAGCCUUGAAGUUGAUCACGGACAAAAUACACGCAAAUGGCUCCUACGUGUCAUGUCAGAUUUUUGCCCCAGGGAGAACAUCAAACAUAGCUUUAUUGAAAGAAAAAGGACUUCCCCUUCUCGCUCCCACAUCAAUAUACCAUUCGUCAGAUCAAGCAAAAGCAGCAAAAGACUUGAAUUAUCCGUUGCAGGAGCUAACAGUCGAGCAAAUACAUAACAUGCAGCAAGACUUUGUGACUGCAGCUGUAAAUUGUUUGCCGAUUGCAGGUUUCGAUAUGGUUGAACUUCAUGGAAGUUCGGGAUUCUUAAUUGAACAAUUUCUUUCGCCGAUAUCCAAUUUAAGGACCGAUGAAUAUGGCGGAUCGGUUGAAAAUAGAUGCCGAUUUUUGAAGGAAAUUAUUGAGAUGUUCAUUAGACACCCCGAGAUCGGAAGCGCAAAAUUUGGCGUUAGACUUAGUGCUUGGUCGACACACUUUGGAAUGGAAUACCCAGAGGACGAAUACUCCAUGGAUGAAACAUUUCCACCAUUUCUUUAUUGUGCGCAUAUGAUGUCAUUCUUGGAGAAGUGCAGGCUCUCUGGUGAGGAAGUCGCCUACGUUUCGAUUCAAGAGCCUCGUGUUUCUGGCUCAGUAGAUCAAAAUCCUUCAGGUAGAUCAAAUGCAGCCUUGCUACUGAUUUGGUCGGGUAUUGUGAUCAGAGCUGGAGGGUACGCAACAGACUACAAGGGGGACCCCAGUCGUAUUGCGUCCAACAAUCCCAAUUUGGAGAUUACAGAUGGUCAGAUAAAACACUAUUCCUCUUUGAUAAAAGACGUCAAUGCGGAUGAGCGUACAUUGAUUGGGUUCUCAAGGCCGUUUACAUCCAAUCCAGAUCUUAUAGAGAGGCUCAGAUCAAACAAGAAGUUGGACUUGUACCAUCGAGAGCAUUUUUAUACGCACAAGGUGGAAGGAUAUUUGACCUUCAGAGACUAUGUCGAUGACCACCUAUUUUCCAAUACUUUAGCCUUGUCGCAAGAGGCGCUAGAUAAACACGGUGUAUCCUUGGCUGCUCAUGAUGACUAG